CGCUCCACCCACCCGCGAGUACUUCCGGUCUCCAGCGCUGGAAGCCGCGGCCGGGAGGUGUGGGAAGGCAGCCAUGGGUGCCAGGUGGAGCUGAAACCAGUGGGGCAUGGCUGCAGCCUUGCAGUUUCUGCCCAGCUUGGCCCGAGCCCCAUUGCGCCCAUUCCUCUGGAGGGGCCCAGGGGCACGGCUGGCCAGUGGCAUGGCCCUGGCAGAACAAGCUCGGCAGCUGUUUGAGAGCACUGUGGGUGCCGUGCAGCCGGGCCCCAUGAUGCACCGGGCACUGUCCUUCGACCCCAGCAAUGGGCAGCUGAAGGUGCGGGACCGGAGCUUUCAGCUGCGGCAAAACCUCUACCUUGUGGGCUUCGGCAAGGCUGUGCUGGGCAUGGCAGCUGCAGCUGAGGAGCUACUGGGUCAGCAUCUCGUGCAGGGCGUGAUCAGCGUUCCCAAGGGGAUCCGCGCUGCCAUGGAGUGCACUGGCAAGCAGGAGAUGCUGCUGAAGCCACACAGCCGUGUCCAGGUAUUUGAGGGCGCAGAAGACAACCUGCCGGACCAUGAUGCGUUGCGGGCUGCGCUGGCCAUCCGGCAGCUGGCUGAAGGUCUCACAGCCGAUGACCUGCUGCUUGUGCUCAUCUCAGGCGGGGGCUCAGCCCUGCUGCCUGCCCCCAUCCCACCCGUCACACUGGAGGAGAAGCAGACACUCACCAAACUGCUGGCGGCUCGAGGAGCAACCAUCCAGGAGCUGAACACCAUCCGAAAGGCCCUGUCCCAGCUCAAGGGUGGGGGGCUGGCUCAGGCCGCCUACCCUGCCCAGGUGGUAAGCCUCAUUCUAUCAGACGUGGUGGGGGACCCUGUGGAAGUGAUCGCCAGUGGCCCCACGGUGGCCAGCAUCCACAACGUGCAAGAUUGCCUGCACAUCCUUAAUCGCUAUGGCCUUCGUGCUGCCCUGCCACGUUCUGUGAAGACUGUGCUGGCUCGGGCUGACUCAGACCCCCGUGGGCCACAUACCUGUGGUCAUGUUCUCAAUGUGAUCAUUGGCUCCAAUGCACUGGCACUGGCUGAGGCCCAGCGGCAGGCUGAGGCGCUGGGAUACCGGGCCGUGGUGCUGAGCGCAGCCAUGCAGGGCGAUGUGAAAACUGUGGCCCACUUCUACGAGCUGCUGGCCCGAGUGGCUGCAGCCCGCCUCACCCUGCCUGGGGCUGGAGCCUCUGUGGAGGAGGAUGAACAACUCCAUGAGCUGGCGGCCAAGCUCCAGCUCCCAGACCUGCAGCUAAAGGAGGCUUUGGAGGCCGUCGAGGGGGCUAAGGGCCCCGUCUGCCUGCUGGCUGGUGGCGAGCCCACAGUGCAGCUACAGGGCUCCGGCAAAGGUGGCCGGAACCAGGAACUAGCCUUGCGUGUUGGAGCAGAGCUGGGACAACGGCCACUGGGACCUAUUGACGUGUUGUUUCUGAGCGGUGGCACUGAUGGGAAGGAUGGGCCCACAGACGCAGCUGGAGCCUGGGUCAUGCCUGAGCUUGCUAGCCAGGCUACUGCGGAGGGCCUAGAUGUGGCCACCUUCCUAGCUCACAAUGACUCGCAUACCUUCUUCCGCCGCUUCCAGGGCGGGGCCCAUCUGCUCUACACAGGCAUGACGGGCACCAAUGUCAUGGAUGCCCACCUCCUGUUCCUGCGGCCGUGGUGAUGGCAUAGGUCAUGUUUUGGGAGCCCAGAGCAGGCCUACAGGGCAGGGUCCUAGGGCAGACCAGGGUUGGUACCCCGGGGCUUACUAGGCCUUAGCACCCCUCCUCUCCUUGGCCCUGGCUGCAUGGUUGGCCCUCAGUGCCCCUCCCAACCCCCCCACUCAGGGCCUCUGCUCCGUGUAUGUCCAUUCCCCUAACCAGACAGGCAGAUGAGGACUCUCUUCCACCCCUGCUUUCAGCCAUGGCAGCAGGUACCCUGAUGACCAGGAGAAGUCCCUUGGCCAGUUCACUGUCCCCGGUAUUCCCCAGGUAGCCCCUCUGCUGAGCUCCUGAGCCUGUUUUUUCUGUAGAGUGAAUCAAGAAGGGCUGAAAAUAAAAAGGAUCAUGCUG
Messenger RNA from Hipposideros armiger (great roundleaf bat), 2066 nucleotides. It is a transcript of the gene GLYCTK, whose product is annotated as glycerate kinase. Gene Ontology annotation, biological process: protein phosphorylation. Gene Ontology annotation, cellular component: cytoplasm. The coding region runs from base 107 to 1678 and encodes 523 amino acids. NCBI's taxonomy places the organism in Eukaryota, Metazoa, Chordata, Mammalia, Chiroptera, Hipposideridae. Gene Ontology annotation, molecular function: glycerate kinase activity. The record is from RefSeq and is a predicted model, not a curated record. The transcript has 5 exons.